Stegastes partitus (bicolor damselfish) is the source of this 3393-nucleotide messenger RNA. It is a transcript of the gene pex6, whose product is annotated as peroxisomal biogenesis factor 6. NCBI's taxonomy places the organism in Eukaryota, Metazoa, Chordata, Actinopteri, Pomacentridae. Gene Ontology annotation, biological process: protein import into peroxisome matrix. The transcript is spliced from 18 exons. The coding region runs from base 1 to 3183 and encodes 1060 amino acids. Gene Ontology annotation, cellular component: peroxisomal membrane; cytosol. Gene Ontology annotation, molecular function: ATP hydrolysis activity; ATP binding. The record is from RefSeq and is a predicted model, not a curated record.
AUGGCGGUGCAGGUGGAGCUGAGCGCUUCGGACGCUUUCCCUUCAUGCCUCAGUCCGCUGGAUGUUCUGGUGUCCACAUCUCAACUGGAUUCUAUUUUCCACAAUGACUCGGACCCGCCGACCGUCCUCUUCACCCCGCAGCGGCCCCAGGGCUCCGGGAGGACCGGGGUUCUACUGCGCGUCCACCCGGCCACCGAGGAGGUUGUUGCGGGCUGCCUCGGAGCCGAUACCGGGUCCGGGCGUCGGGUCCGCCUGUUCGCCAGCCACUUCUUCCUGCGGCACCAUGGCCUCCAGCGGCUAGGCAGCACCGGUACCGUCCGGGCUCUGGAGCCAGUGAGCCUGCACAAGGUCGUGCUCGGAGCCCGCAGCAGGCAGUGCCUCCGCUGGGCCCGAGCGGAGCGGUUCGGCAGCGGGCUGCUGGAGCUGUGCCGCCCGGGUCAGUGGCUGCUGGCCCGGCAGGGAGACCCGCUGCUGCUGCCCCGACACCCGCUGUUGGAGGAGGAUCCGGCACAGAUGCAGCACCAGCUGUCGGAGUUGCUGGUUCUGGAGUGCAGUCCGGUCACACAGGGGAGGAUCACGGCCAACACCUCUGUGGUUCUGAUGGACUGCUCGGACUCGGUGGACCCCCCAGGCUGCCCCUCGCCCUGCAGACUGCUCACACUGUGCGUGUCAGACUUUGCUCACUGCGUGGAAAGCCUCGGCAGCGGCCGGCGUCUCCUGGACAACAGGAAGCUGCUGGGCUCCGGGUUCUCAGGCGUCCUGCAGGCGCUGGAGUGCAGGCUGGAGGUCCGGGUGGUGGACACUCAGCGCUGGCUGGGGGUCAGAGGUCCGGAGGGAGCAGCUGUGGAUGCAGACAACAGUGUGUUUGUGAGCAAAGCGCUGCUCCUCAGACUGGGGCUGUUCAACCAGGAGUGGGUGAGGCUCUCCAGGCCCGGGGCGUCGCUCAGACCAGCCCCAGGAGAACCGGACCACAGGGGAGGCAGAGAGCGGCUGGUCUCUGUGGUGGUGGUGGAUCUAAGUCUGAAUCCAGAACCUAAUGAUGAUGUGGGUUUUAUAUCUGCGACUCUGUGGUUCAACAUGACUGAAGGCGACGUGGUCCCUGUGAACAGCUGCACCCUGAGGAUGAAGAGGUGGAAACCGCCUCCUGCAGCUCCCGCUCAUCGUCGCUCUGACAGCUUCUGUCGCUGGGCCUCUCCGUCGUUCGCCAGUGAGCUUCACAUCCAGCUGGUGGUUUCUCCGCUGUACAGCAACCUCAGCUUCUACGACAACCUGCUGGCUGAACACUUCAGCACGCCCAGACUCGUGUCACAGGGAGACGUCCUGACAGUUUCCACUGAGAACCAUCCAGACCUGCUUGAAAACAACUCUGAGGGAAUCCACAGGUGUCCAGUGCUGUUCUUCAGAGUGCAGAGAGUGUGUUCGUCUGCAGAGAGAGGAGAAGAAGGAGGAGGAGGAGGCGCUCACCUGGUGGACAGACUGCACACCUCACUCUACCUGGGAGCGCCCAUCAACAGCCCCGCCCCCUGCCCCGCCCCCGGCCGCUCUGUGGAGGGAGCAUCUCUGUGGAGCAGUCUGUCUCCUCCAGGCCUCAACAAGACAGUCAACGUCAUCAGCAGUAUCAUCCUGCCUCACCUGCAGCACAGCAGCUCCUUGUCUGGCUGCACCGUUCUCCUUCACGGUCCUGCAGGAAGUGGCAAAAUGACGGUGGUCAGAGCGGCGAGUCGCAGACUGAACCUCCACCUGCUGAAGGUGGACUGUGUGAGCGUGUGCGCCGACACACCUGCAGCCUCUGAGGUGAAGCUGGCGACGGUGUUUCAGCGGGCCGAGUCCCUGCAGCCCUGCAUCCUGCUGCUCAGGAACCUGCAUCUCCUGCUCAGGCCUCGGGGGGCUGCUGAAGACCACGGCAGGGUGCAGGGGGCUCUGUGUCAGCUGCUCAGUAGCGCCCCCUCCAGUGUGCUGGUGGUUGCGACGGUCUGCAGGCCUCGGGAUCUGUCUGCAGGUGUAAUGGCAGCAUUUGUCCACCAGGUGGCCUUAGAGAGCCCCACUGAAAAGCAGCGGCGCUCCAUGCUGGGCAGCCUGAGCCGAGACCUUCACCUGGGGAGAGAUGUCAGCCUGGAGCGACUGGCCAAACUCACCGCAGGCUUUGUGUUGGGGGAUCUGAGUGCUCUGGUGGCUGAGGCUGGUCGAGCUGCAUGCAGGAGGCUGAUCCUCGCCUGUGGUGGCCGGCAGCAGGAGGCUCUGUGUUCCAGUGGAGUGACCAUUCUGAACCAGGACUUCACCGCUGCCCUGGAGACCCUGCAGGACGCCCAGUCUAAGGCCAUCGGAGCCCCAAAGAUCCCUCAUGUUCGUUGGGAGGAUGUUGGAGGCCUGCAGCACGUGAAGAAAGAUAUCCUGGACACAGUUCAGCUUCCUCUGCAACGCCCAGAACUCCUGUCUCUGGGUCUGAACCGGACCGGAGUCCUGCUGUACGGACCCCCAGGAACAGGAAAGACUCUGCUGGCCAAAGCUGUGGCCACUGAGUGCUCCAUGACCUUCCUCAGCGUUAAAGGUCCGGAGCUCAUCAACAUGUACGUCGGUCAGAGCGAAGAGAACAUCAGAGAAGUGUUCUCCAGAGCGCGCUCAGCAGCUCCCUGUGUCGUCUUCUUUGAUGAGCUGGACUCUCUGGCUCCCAGCAGGGGGCGCAGCGGAGACUCUGGAGGGGUGAUGGAUCGGGUUGUGUCUCAGCUGCUGGCUGAGCUCGAUGCGCUGCACUCGUCUGUCGGAGUUUUUGUGAUUGGAGCCACAAACCGCCCAGACCUGCUGGACCAGUCCCUGCUGAGGCCCGGCAGGUUUGAUAAGCUGGUCUAUGUUGGGAUCAACGAGGACCGGGUCUCCCAGCUGGAGGUUCUGCAGGCCGUUCUGAGAAGGUUCAGCUUGGACCCGGCCGUGAGCCUACAGGAGGUGGUGGAUCGCUGCCCUGCUCAGAUGACCGGUGCAGAUCUCUACGCGCUCUGUUCAGACGCCAUGACGGCUGCCAUCAAGCGAAAGAUCUCCCACAUCAACGGCGGUCUGGAUUCAGAGGACUCUCCGGUCCUCCUCUCCGUCCAGGAUUUCUGGACCGCGCUGGACAACUUCAAGCCGUCUGUGUCUGAGCAGGAACUGCAGCGAUACAGAAACAUCCAACAGGCUCUCACUGCAAAGUAGAAACCGAAGCAGCUGUUCAUCAGCACAAGGUGGCGUCUGCUCCCUCCAACAGCUGCCCACAUGUUUCCAGAGGAAGACUCACAUCAACAUCUAUGUAAAUAAAUAAAGUGCUGACAAAACAUAUCUACUCUGAACUACCACAAAGCGAUCAAAUGUAAAUGAUGUAAAAACACGUGACUUUAUAAAGCUAAUGAAUAGAUACAGACAUGA